AUGAUCCCGGUCACUUGUAAUGCAGUGGGCGAUAUUUUGACCCUUGCUACUCUCGUCCUUGACAUCGCUCGCGCACUGGGCGAGUCCCGCGGUUCCGCUUCUGAAUACCGUUCUUUCACUGCAGAACUUCACUCGUUGCACAUUGUACUAGCCUCUGUCGCGCGUGUUGCAGAGCGCGCUACCGACCCCCUUCUACGCGACCAGAUAAUGGGCGAGGUCAACCGCUGCGGCUGCGAUGUGCGCCGAUCGCUCGAGAGGGUCGCCAAGUUCUCUAUCCUCAGUCGUGAAGGCACUGAGGAGGACGUCAUACGUCUGAAGCUGAAGCGGCAGUGGUACAAGCUUGAAUGGCGCUUUGGGCAUCGUGCUCAUAUGCAGUCAGUUCGCACAGAGCUGGUAGAGGCAACGCAGCGUCUGGCAGCAUAUCUCAGCAUCUUAAACGUUGACGCUAUCGACGAUCUUCGCACAUCGCUGGUACACCAUUUCAAUGACUCAGUAGCGCGCCUUUGCACCUCUUUCCUGAAGGAGUAUGCAUUCACGACAGUGAGCAAUACCUCAAGGUUUCCCACGGAAGGCACUGGUUCUACCGAUAGCGUGAACGGCAGCAUGGCUGCAGCCGCUGCAGUGCUCUGCGUCGCGAUCUGUACUGCAAAUGAUGUCCCGCGUGCAGUCCAUACCGCACUGCUACUGGCUGCGGUGUGUAUUCUGGGACGCCGCGGGAUGACGCACUCCGUUCCGUGCGCCAUCACAUAUGCCCAGUCGAACUCCAUAACUCUCCACGACGCUGUUGGUCGGCGGCUCGUGCUUCCACUUGAAUUAUGCGAAACAUUCGAUUUAUUCCAUGCUACAAUCGUCAACCUCUUCUCCACUGACAUGAAAGGACACUGGCUCAUCGAUUCAAAGAGCUAUAGAAUCUUUGACGCAAACGGCGACUACAACAUGUCUCUAGACUGGCUUCCCGCUAGUGAAGGGAAGACCCAUGUCAAUCCGGGUGCGGAGUUGGAGAUGGCAGUGGUUGUGCGGCGGAUCAAGACUGAAUGCAAUCGGACCGCGUAUUGUUGCCCAUGUUGUUUCGCCACGGUAAAUGGUCAACAGAAUACCCGUACAUCUAUUUGCUCGAGCUGCACCGCAGCACUCAGCAACCACACCAUCUAUCUACUUGAUGGUCCUUAUGGCGCCAGAAGGACGGACCAGUCGGAUCUCAUGAAGAUCAUCACCGACGACCGGGGCAGAUUCCCGAACUCCAGGUCGAUGAGGAUGAUCCCUUCUAUAUGUUCUGGACCCCAUGUGUUUCGUCGCGACUCUCGCUCGAAUGCGGUGCCAUCUUCUACUACGAGCACCUCAGAUCAUCCGAAUCCUGACACGAGCAACGAUAUGGAUGCUUUGGUGGCAGGAGUGCAGGAUUUCAAGCGCAUACACAUCGUCAAUUUCGCUUACUCUGCCUCCUCCUCACCUACAAACGCCGGUUUCUCCGGCAUAGCUGGAUCCCAGCUUCACAUAGCUGCCGCAAACGGUCACUACGCUUUGGUUGAGACCAUUCUUACUGCAGGAGGUAUCGCCGUAGACGCACGCGACCAGGGAGGUCAUACCGCUCUACAUCUAGCCUCUUUCUCCGGCCACGCCUACAUCAUCAGCCUUCUUCUCGACUACGGCGCCUUCAUCGAUGCUUGUACAGCGCAGUACGAUCUAACGCCGCUCUCCUGCGCAUUGAUCAACUACGAGCACGAAGCCGCGGCGCUUCUUCUCAGGCGAGGCGCUAUCAUAGAUGCGCCGAAGUCCGCGAGAACUGUCGCGGCAUACACUGCCGUGCGCGCCAAUGAAGCCGGCCUUCUGCAGAUGCUUCUACGGCUCGGCACGUAUACGAAUGCGCGCCUAUUCGAUGAUCUGGAGACAAUGACCCACGCAGCUGUGCGAGCUGAGAGCACGGAACUGCUCGAGAUUCUUCUUCAUCAUAGCGUGGGCGUGAAUGUGCGCUCAAAGCAUGGCGAGCGGCCAAUAUGCCUCGCAGCACUGCACGGGCUGGAGGCACAUUUCCACCUGCUCUUCGAACACCCGGGACGUCUGGAAGACGACUUCUCUCCUUCGGCGGCAAACGGAGGGCGCUCCUUAUUGCAUUAUGCCGCUAUGGGCGCAAGUGUCGAUAUCAUGAAAACGCUGAUCGACCACGGAGCCGGGAUAGACGCGCGCUCGUUCUACGACGAAACUCCAUUGUCGCUCACGCUGAGCUGUCACUUCGAUCGGAGCAGCGCUGUAGAGCUACUCCUCUCGAGAGGUUCCAACGCGAAUUUGAGCGCGAGUCCGAUGGUACCCGGGGGACCGCUUGAGCCAGGGCGUUGGAUGCCACUGCACAUAGCGGCCCACACUGGCGCAUACGGGUGUAUCGAAGCGCUUCUACGGCACGGUGCGGACGUGAAUGCCCUUACUGAAGCCGGUCAUACACCACUGUCGUUGGCAAGAGGAAAGAAGCGCGAGGGGUAUCGCUGGCCCUACGAAGAUGUAAUCGCGUUGCUCCUCUCAUGGGGUGCCACACCAGAAACAUAG
Messenger RNA from Peniophora sp. CBMAI 1063, 2538 nucleotides. NCBI's taxonomy places the organism in Eukaryota, Fungi, Basidiomycota, Agaricomycetes, Russulales, Peniophoraceae. The record is from the annotation of a GenBank genome assembly.